Messenger RNA from Actinia tenebrosa (Australian red waratah sea anemone), 1431 nucleotides. RefSeq names its product neuronal acetylcholine receptor subunit alpha-10-like. The record is from RefSeq and is a predicted model, not a curated record. Gene Ontology annotation, cellular component: postsynaptic membrane. Gene Ontology annotation, biological process: monoatomic ion transmembrane transport. Lineage: Eukaryota; Metazoa; Cnidaria; Anthozoa; Actiniaria; Actiniidae. Gene Ontology annotation, molecular function: transmembrane signaling receptor activity; acetylcholine-gated monoatomic cation-selective channel activity.
AUGUUGGGGAUAUUUGUUGCUGUAUAUACGUUUGUAGGAUUGCUGGGCGUUCACGAAGCUGAUGCCGUUCGCCAUAAUGACCACGAACACAAGCUAAUCAAAGAUCUGUUUACGAACUAUAGCAGUGAAGUUAGACCAGUUAUCGAACAUAGUGACCCUGUUGAUGUGAGGUUCGACCUUGCCUUCAGCCAACUUGUUCAACUUGACGCAAAAAGUCAAAUAUUGACAAGCAAGAUUUGGAUCCGACAGCACUGGUCAAACCCAUACUUAACGUGGAACGCAUCAGAAUAUGGUGGCAUAACCUUCAUUAAUAUCACCCCGAAACUGGUCUGGAAACCAGACAUUGUUCUGUACAACAGUAUCCAAGGAGACAGCGGAGAAAUGUACAAUUUCCAAACCAAAGUCUCCCUGUUCAACGAUGGCUCCUUCCAGUGGUUCGCACCAACUGAAGUCAAAUCCAUCUGCAAGAUCGACAUCACGUAUUUUCCUUUUGACACCCAAACCUGUACCAUGGUGUUCGGGUCCUGGACCUACGCAAGCUCAUUCUUGAAUCUGAGCCUAAAGAGAGACACCGCUGACCUAUCUGGCUACACGGUCAGCGGAGAAUGGGACCUACUCUCCGCUACGGCAAAGCGCAAUGUCGUUAAGUAUAGCUGUUGUCCAGAUCCCUACAUAGAUAUCACAUAUACCUUCGAGAUUCGUCGCAAAGUCCUGUUCUACAUCAACAAUCUAAUUUUCCCUAUCAUCGCGCUAGCGGUGCUGGGAAUGUUCGGGUACUUCUUGCCUCCGGAAUCUGGCGAGAGGAUCUCGUUGUUAAUCACAAUUAUGUUAGGACUGAGCGUGUAUACACUCAUCUUCACGGAGAAUAUCCCUGCUACAUCUGAGGUUACUCCACUACUCUCGCGAUAUUCUACUGCCAUUAUGGUCGAGUUGGGAGUGUCUUUGAUCCUAAGCUGUCUUAUAGUGGGAGUCUAUCAUGGAGAUAGCACCUCCAAACACAUGCCAAGAUGGUUUGAAUUCUUGGUCUUUAAGAUCCUGGCAAAAUUGUUUCGACAUUCAAACCCGAUGAAAAAGGAAUCCGGGAGAGAAGGUAGCCAAAGGGGCAAUGGGAUGGUCAGCGCCGAUCGCACAUCGUUAUACUUCGCGCUCAACAAGCGCGCAUCUCAAGAUCACGGGGGAGCCGAACAACGCCUUGCUCCAAACGAACGCCAGAGCUGUGCCUCUCUGAACAAGAAACUCGACGAAGUGAUCACCAAGCUUGAUGAUAUUUUGGAAAAUAACAAUGGAAGUCAAGAUGACGACGUUCGCCCCAAGAAGUGGCACUUUGCAGCGCGAGUCUUGGAUAACGUUGUGUUUUGGAUUUACACAAUAACUGUCAUCAUCUCAACCAUUGUACUUUCCCUCUUUAUUCCAUAUGAUAUAACAAGCUGA